AUGUCGACUAUUCAGAACAUCAAUAAGAAGCUACAGGAACAUCAGGUGGUUCCCGAUGUUCUGCCGGCAGGGCUUGACUUUCAAUCCAGCCUCACACUCAAAUGGCCCAACACAAUUCUGGAUGCUCCUGGAAAAGAACUCGACCGCGAAGAGACCCAACUCGAGCCAAAGCUUUACCUAAAACCCCCUCCUUCCCAGAAUCGCGAUGACUAUGUGCUCAUCAUGACUGAUCCUGACCUCAUGGCCGACAACGAUGCCAACUUUGGUCAAGUGCGCCAUUGGCUAGCCACGAGUGUUUCGACAAAGGACGGCGGCGAGCUGGUCAUUUCCAGUGAGAGCAACGUAUCUUCAUAUGUUGGACCCGCGCCUCUGCCAAAUUAUAUCAGCCCUCGGCCACACCGAUAUACGUUCAUCCUCGCUCGUCCUUCCGCAGCAUCAGGGAAGGUUGAAAUCAACCCAGACGAUCUCCGAGAACUGCAGAAGGCUUAUCCUGCAGCCCUUUCUGGAAAGCAACAGCCGGAAGUGCAGGACCUGAAGGAUCGCUGGGGAUUCAACGCUUACCAGCUAAUCAAGAACAAAGACCUCCAAGUUGAAGCGGCUACAUUCAUGAAGGUAGGGGGUACGCUGAAGAGCACGGCGGCAAACAUUGGAUUGACGGGUGAAGCGGUGGUGAAUAAGAUCAUUGGAAAUUAA
This is a messenger RNA of Diaporthe amygdali, 693 nucleotides long. RefSeq names its product carboxypeptidase y inhibitor. The transcript is spliced from 4 exons. Bases 1 to 693 code for a protein of 230 amino acids. NCBI's taxonomy places the organism in Eukaryota, Fungi, Ascomycota, Sordariomycetes, Diaporthales, Diaporthaceae. The record is from RefSeq and is a predicted model, not a curated record.